AUGAAUCAAAUAAAUAAAUUUAUAAAAAAUUUAUAUUUAAUAAUAAUUACGAUAAUUUUAAUAAUAGUAAUAAGUAACGAUAAUAAUGGUUUAUUUAUAAAUGGACAAAGUUUACCAGAUGGAUUUUGUCCACAACCUUUAAUAUAUAGGAAUUCAACAAAUAGGAAAGCAGAUAUAGAUAAUGGAUAUAAUUUUGUUGGAGAGACCAAUUGUUUACUUCCAUGUCCAUCACCAUUAUUUCCAAAAUCACAAUGGGAAUCUUAUUUUGAGAUGUCAUUAAUUAUGGGUUCGAUAUCAAUGUUUGCAUCAUUAUUUUUAAUUAUAACUUAUAGUCCAUUAAUAAAUAAAAAGCAUACCCGUCAUACUGUUGGUAUUUUAUGUAUGUCAAUUGGAAUAUUUUUCGUAAUGGUAAGUGAUGGUCGUCAACUUUGGGAUAUAGAAUCACCUGGUGAAUACAAAAAAUAUUGCCCAGAUACUGGAAGAUAUGCAAGGCAAUCAGAUACAAAAUGUCUAACGACUGGUCUAUUCUUCCAAUUUGGUUGUGUCACCGCCAUUGGAUGGUGGUCAAUUUUAGCAGUUGAUUUAUGGAUGACAAUUGCUAAAAAAGUUCAAACAACAAAAAAACAACUUUUAUAUUAUUUAAUUGGAAUUAAUACAGUAUCAUUGAUUUUAACAUUUGGACCAGUGGUAAAGAAUCAAUAUGGGUUUGGUAACGCCGCAAUUGGGUGUUGGAUGUUGGAUUUAAAGUAUCAAUAUGGUUUCUUUUGGAUACCAGUUGGAAUUUGUUUAUCGGUUGGUAGUGUUUUCAUUGGAUUAAUAUUUUGGGAAAUUUAUAAAAUUAGUGAUGCUGUAAAGAAACGUUACUUAAAGAAACAUAUUAAACCAUUAUGUUUAAUUGUUUUAAUGUGUUUAGAAUUCUUAUAUAUGUUUAUUUACUACUCCUAUAUAACAGCAAAUCAACCUACCUACAAUAAACAUGUUGCCGAAUAUAUCAUGUGUUUAAUAAUCAAUGCUGCCAAUGUACCAGGUUCAUACACUUGUCAAUUGAAAACCGUUUCACCCACUGCUCAAUUCCUUUUCUUAAUUGCAAUUCGUUUAAUGGGUUUACAAGGUUUAAUAUUUUAUGGUCUAACUGCUGCAACUAAAAAAGUUUGGGCAAAUUCUUGGAUUUAUAAAGAUUUAUUAAAAUUAUUUAAAUUAUUCACAACCAAACUUUAUAAUGAUAGUAGUAGUGAAGAGGUUGAAAAUAGUAAUUAUAGUAAUAAUAAUAGUAAUUACUAUAGUAGUAAUGGUUAUACCACCGGUGGUAGUGAUAAUGGUGUGGGUAGUGGUAGAAGUGAUAAAUUUACAAAAUCCUCUUCAAAUGGAGGUGCUCAAGAUAAUAAUAAUAAUAAUAAUAAUAAUAAUAAUAAUAAUAAUAAUAAUAAUAAUAAUAAUAAUAAUAAUAAUAAUAAUUCUUCAUCACUUGAAAUUUCUGGUGUUGAAUCAAAUAAUAGUACACCAAGAGUAAACUCUCCUGAUAAUUUACAACCUUAA
This is a messenger RNA of Dictyostelium discoideum AX4, 1536 nucleotides long. It is a transcript of the gene fscC, whose product is annotated as G-protein-coupled receptor family protein. Lineage: Eukaryota; Evosea; Eumycetozoa; Dictyosteliales; Dictyosteliaceae. The transcript has a single exon. The record is from RefSeq and is a predicted model, not a curated record. Gene Ontology annotation, cellular component: membrane. Bases 1 to 1536 code for a protein of 511 amino acids.